Molecule: messenger RNA, 519 nt
Organism: Dovyalis caffra
Lineage: Eukaryota; Viridiplantae; Streptophyta; Magnoliopsida; Malpighiales; Salicaceae
Source: the annotation of a GenBank genome assembly
AUGGCUGCACUUAAGUCUUUAGUUGCUGUUGUUUUAAUUCUUGCUAUGUCAAGCUCAGUGUCUGAGUGUAGAGUAGCAAGGAAAGACUUAGGCGUGGAUCUUGGUGGCAUAGGACUUGGGGUUGGAGCAGGUGUGGGCAUUGGCUUAGGUGGUGGCGGUGGUUCAGGAGCUGGAGCUGGAGCUGGAUCCGGCUCUGGUUCUGCAGGUGGGUCCAGUUCAAGUUCAAGUUCAGCGUCAUCUUCCUCUAGUUCAAGUUCGGGGUCUGGAAAUGCAGGCUCAGAAGCAGGUUCAUAUGCUGGGUCACACGCUGGAUCACAAGCUGGGUCAGGAUCCAGGGGUAACCAAGGAGGACGUGGAGGUGGCUCUGGAUCGGGUCAAGGUGUGGGCCGCGGUUCAGGCUCUGGGUCUGGGUCUGGAUAUGGUGGAGGAUCAGGAAGAGGAGGAGGGUCAGGCGAAGGUGAAGGAUAUGGUGAAGGUUAUGGUUAUGGGGAAGGAUACGGGAGGGGUGAUGGCAAUUGA